CAAAAAAAGAAAAGAAAAAAAAACUGCUAGCUUGAAGCGACACAACGCAAACCCUCCCAAUAAAAUUAAAUUCUCUCAAUUACUCCCAUGGCGCCGAUUAAACCCUCUGCAAUUUUCUUCUUCUUCUUCUUCUUCUUUCAAUUGUUUCUCUCGCUAACCCUAGCUCGAAAGCCCCAUCAAAUCGAUUUCCGAUCCCCAAAUCUCUAUCCGGAGGGCCUCGUAUGGGACUCAUCAGCGCAACAUUUCAUCGUCGGCUCACUCCACCACCGUACUCUCGUCUCCGUCUCCGACGCUGGCGUCGCUGAAAACUUAAUCCACGAUCCCGACCUACCCGAAAAUGUCUCGAUCUUAGGCCUCGCGAUCGAUUCCAUCAACAACCGCCUCCUCGCCGCAGUACACGCCGCCGCUCCCCUCCCGGAGUUCAACGCUCUCGCCGCCUACGACCUCCGAUCCCGCCGCCGCAUCUCCCUCACAUCUCUCCCCUCCUCCAACUCCAAUCGCCGCCCCGUCGCGAACGGCAUUGCAGUUGACUUCAAGGGAAACGCUUUCGUCACAAACUCCGCCGAAAACUUCAUCUGGAAGGUCGACAAACACGGAUCAGCCUCGAUCUUCUCAAAAUCAGCGAGUUACAGUUCCCAUCCAAUAACCGCUAAUGAAGUCUACUCCUCGUCGGGGUUAAACGGCGCCGUUUACGUCAGCAAAGGAUACCUUCUGGUGGUGCAAUCGAACACCGGAAAGAUGUACAAAGUCGACGCUGACGACGGGACGGCGAGGCUGGUACUACUGAACGAAGAUCUGAAGGGGGCGGACGGGAUAGCGAUGAGGAGAGACGGCGUGGUUUUGGUGGUGAGUUACAGAAAGCUGUGGUUCCUUAAGAGUCAGGACAGUUGGGGGGAGGGGGUGGUUUAUGACGGAAUUGACCUCGAUGAAGAGAAGUUUGCUACUGCGGUGGCUGUGGGAGGUGAGGGGAGAGUGUAUGUGUUGAAUGGGUAUGUGAAGGAGGGGCUAAAUGGUAAUUUGGGAAGGGAGAGAUUUGGGAUUGAGGAAAUGAGGUCUACAAAAGAGAGUGAAGAAGAGAGGGUUUGGAUAUAUGUGUUGGUUGGGUUCGGUUUGGUUUAUUUCUUGUUUUGGAGAUUUCAGAUGAAACAGCUCAUUGGGAAUAUGGAUAAGAAGACUUCUUGACCAUUCCCUUUCUUCUUAGCUUUUCAUUGUUCUCUAAUCAUCAAUAACACUCUUCAUUUUUGGAAGCUCCAGGUUGAGUAGGUCCUGGAUUCUCGAAUUCAGAAUAUGCCCUCCGAAUUCAUUCUCGACGGAUCCGCCAUGCAUAACAGCAAUGGUGAUAAAUAGUUAUGGCAAUUACAGAACCUGGACAAUGCAUUCAGAUCAUUCCUACUACCUGUGAAGUGAGUACAACACCGACCCAUCCCCAAGCCAGCAACACCUUUAAUGUCCCUUCUCCACAUCAAAUUCAUGCUUCUCCCGGCCCCAACUUUCUGCUUCCCAUCAACUCAGGAUUUCUGCACAUUGAGUUCUUUCUCUUUUGCUACAUCAUUUUUUCCUCUUGUUUUCAGUUUCUGAAACAGCUUUUGAGAGACACUCUUGGUUGACGAAGAAUUAUCACUUGCUUCAACAUGCACAGCUGAACGGCAGCUCAUGUUCUUUGAAGUGUUUGGUGCUUCACUUGUGGAGACUUGAUGUCUCUUCCUAACUUUGGACGCGAGGAUGACGCCCCGGCAGUGGACUUCGUUAGAGUGUUUCUUACUUUGGUGCCACUUAACACAGCCUGAGAUGUACCAUGAACCAAAACGAAGUAAAUUCUAUUGCUCAAGAUAUUUGAGAGACUAAUUUCCUUUUCA
Cucurbita moschata (crookneck pumpkin) is the source of this 1856-nucleotide messenger RNA. RefSeq lists its product as uncharacterized. The coding region runs from base 88 to 1182 and encodes 364 amino acids. NCBI's taxonomy places the organism in Eukaryota, Viridiplantae, Streptophyta, Magnoliopsida, Cucurbitales, Cucurbitaceae. Gene Ontology annotation, cellular component: endoplasmic reticulum. The record is from RefSeq and is a predicted model, not a curated record. The transcript is spliced from 2 exons.